AUGUGGUUGCGCGCUGUGACCUCGUUACCUCGCUCCGUCUAUAUUCAUAUACCGUUUUGCCGACGACGUUGUUACUAUUGUGACUUUGCCGUUUUGCCGGUUGGGCACUCGACGCGCGAAGUAUCGCAGCGACUUUGGGAGCAGCUCCAGGAGCUGAGCGCACAGGGACGUUCGCAGCACGCGCUCACUGCACCGUCGACGUCCUCGGACCGCACGCUAGACCGAAUUUAUGUCGAUGCCGUCAUAAGUGAAGUCUCGCAGACUCUUGAGCGGCUUCCUGAUCGGCCGAGCUCGCUGCCGGAGCUCGAUACGAUUUAUAUCGGAGGCGGGACGCCGUCGCUUCUACAUGUAGACGAGUUGGCGCGGCUCCUGAGUGUCUUGCCUCGUAGCGGACACACUGAAGUCACCAUGGAACUGGACCCGGGCACAUUUGAUGCGGUGCGUUUGCAUCAGUACCGUGACCUGGGUAUCACACGAGUCUCGGUCGGUGUGCAAGCCCUGUCGGAUGAGGUGCUGCGAGCCUGCGGCCGCAGCCACACGGUGAGAGAUAUUGAGCGCGCACUCGAUGAUCUUCAUCGCUGUGGCUUUGGUGAUGCCUACUCUCUCGACCUGAUCUGCGGCUUACCAAACCUGAGCCCAGGCGCUUGGAGCGAAACCCUAGCAAGGAUUGGAACCUGGAAGCCUCCGCAUGUUUCGAUCUAUGAUCUCAGCAUUGAGUCAGGGACUCGAUUUGCGGCGUGGUUGCGAGACGGGCUGCUCCAAUUACCCUUGGAAGAUGAAGCUGCAGAGAUGCUCAGGGAAGCCAUGAUAACGUUGCGGGAAACGUACGGCUUCGAUCACUACGAGGUCAGCAACUAUGCAAGGGAACCAGCGCUGCGCUCGCGGCAUAACCAAAUCUACUGGCGUGGAGGCGAGUACUUUGGAUUUGGAUUAAGUGCAAGUUCGUAUGUGCAUGGCAAACGCUUCGACCGGCAUCGGCAGCUUAAGGAGUAUCUGGAAUGGGUUUAUUCCGGAUGUUUACCGUUUGACGAGGUCGCCGGCGACACACUCGAUGAAUGGCUCAUGCUGCGUCUUCGCACACAAGAGGGCCUCUCGUUGGAUGCAUUGCAGGAGCGCUUUGGAGCACAAACCGUCGACCGUCUGCGGAUCGCUGCGGAACCUUUUUGCAGAAGCAGACACUUGGCCUUUCGUGAUGACGCGCACGGCAUAUCGUUGUAUGCGACGGAUCCAGACGGCUGGCUUAUUCUUUCACAUAUUGUCUUGGAGUUGCUUGUAGCGCUGGAAGGCUUCCAGGAUCGCUCGCCUGCACGACCAAACGGCAACAUUGCUGGCUGCAACGAGGACGCGUUGAAGCCGGUGCUCCUAUACGAAACCUCCUCAACCAGAGCUCAAGCCCCAAACUCGUAA
This is a messenger RNA of Cyanidioschyzon merolae strain 10D, 1407 nucleotides long. RefSeq names its product oxygen independent coproporphyrinogen III oxidase. Gene Ontology annotation, cellular component: cytoplasm. Gene Ontology annotation, biological process: porphyrin-containing compound biosynthetic process. NCBI's taxonomy places the organism in Eukaryota, Rhodophyta, Bangiophyceae, Cyanidiales, Cyanidiaceae. Gene Ontology annotation, molecular function: 4 iron, 4 sulfur cluster binding; coproporphyrinogen oxidase activity. The record is from RefSeq and is a predicted model, not a curated record. The coding region runs from base 1 to 1407 and encodes 468 amino acids. The transcript has a single exon.